Molecule: messenger RNA, 801 nt
Organism: Orbicella faveolata
Lineage: Eukaryota; Metazoa; Cnidaria; Anthozoa; Scleractinia; Merulinidae
Product: ribosome biogenesis protein NSA2 homolog
Source: RefSeq, a predicted model, not a curated record
CAGGGUCCAGCCAUAAUGCUUUUUUAUUUUGUUUCCCUCAGGCGUAAAAAGGAAAGUCGUGAACCGCAUACACAUGCUAAGUAUGCUCACAAACUCCAUGGCCUCAAGGCCAAACUAUACAAUAAAAAGCGCCGGCUUGAAAAAAUACAGAUGAAAAAGACACUAAGAAUGCAUGAACAACGCCAGACAAAAACAAGAGACAGCAAGGAUGUCCCUGAAGGUGCUGUGCCUGCAUAUCUAUUGGACAGAGAAGGGCAGUCACGGGCUAAAGUGCUCAGUAACAUGGUCAAACAAAAGAGGAAAGAGAAAGCGGGAAAAUGGGAUGUACCACUUCCUAAAGUGAAAGCUGUGGGGGAAGAUGAAGUUUUCAAAGUUAUAAAAACUGGACGAUCUAAAAAGAAAGCAUGGAAACGCAUGGUUACCAAAGUCUGUUAUGUUGGUGAGGGCUUUACAAGAAAACCUCCAAAGUAUGAGAGAUUUAUCAGACCAAUGGGUUUACGUUUCAAAAAGGCUCAUGUCACACAUCCCGAGUUGAAAGCAACUUUCUGUCUACCCUUGAUUGGCGUGAAAAAGAACCCCCAAUCACCAAUGUAUACACAACUAGGAGUUAUAACAAAAGGAACUGUUAUUGAGGUUAAUGUAAGUGAACUUGGCUUAGUGACACAAGGUGGCAAAGUUGUAUGGGGUAAAUACGCUCAAGUCACGAACAAUCCAGAAAAUGACGGUUGUAUUAAUGCUGUAUUACUGGUAUAACAACUGAAAAGUAGGAAAUGAAGUUGUAAAUAAAAGAAUUUGACCUUA